AUGCUUGAUCUACCGCCAACGCUAGAAACUGGACAAUGGCCCUGUCCACUAUCCAACCCCGAGAACUCCGUGACUUCUGAUAGAGCCCUACCACUCUCCCCACAAACGAAGUCGGCACCAACACCAAAGCCAUCCCGCCAAGCCAUCACCCCUGAACCUCCAGCCCCGCCAUUCCGCAAUGUUUCCGCUUGUAACAGGUGCCGCCUUCGCAAACACCGAUGCGACCAACGCCUGCCACGCUGUGAAUCUUGCGAAAAGGCACAGGUCCGAUGCGUUGGAUACGAUCCUCUCACCAAGCAAGAGGUUCCGCGUAGCUAUGUCGCGUUCCUCGAGAGCAGAGUCAACUAUUUGAGCGAAAUUCUUCUCGAUCAUGGGAUUGACUUCAAGCCUGCUGUCGCGUACGAUGAAGAAGAGACACUCCGCAUGGAGGCAGACCGCUCGCCAACCGCUUCGUUAAGAGGAUCGAGGGAUGGCCUUGGAGCGAGAUUGGAGCAGACAGAACUCCUGUCGCGCAAGAGGAAGCUGAACCAAUAUCCUGAGACCAGGAUUCCUGCCAGACAGCUGAAGCGCCUGUCACAGUUGAAUGUGCUUCUUCAAGAUUUUUUCAGCGAUGAAUGUUCAAAUCAGAAAUUAUCUCGUGGUCGAGAACGAGAAACACGGCAGAGUUUCUCUCGUCCCUCCGCUAGACAGCGAGGACAGCAACCGCCCAUGGCCCGGGGCCAAAGAUCAUCAUGGUCACCGCAGAGCUUCCAGUCUAUGGAUCACAGCGAUGGCCGAACCAGUCCGGAGACAGAGUCCCCGAGCCCAUCACAUGAGCAAUAUCCAUAUUCCUACCACGACACAGCCCCUAGGCGUGGGAUGUCUCUCUUUGGUGCAGCUUCCAUUCUCGACUCAGACAACGCCUCGCGGGUAUAUGAGUCUAGACAGCCCGAGGUUGAUCUUGAUUUGGUAGAUUUUCAGUUCAAUCCGUCAGAUAUCAAGCAGUUCGAAGAUGGCAGCUUAGAAAAUAGUAGCCCCAGCAAGACCUUGAAUAUGAGCUAUGCUCCGCAGAAACAAGCUUGUCCUCCACCAGAACCGAAGUUUGAUAUUGCUGCGGAUCUUCUUCGUGGGCGUUUGGAGAGAGGGGAGAGGGGAGGUAGGGAGAGAGUUAAUUUGGAUUUGAUGGAUGAGUUUCUUGUUGAUUGGGCUGAAUGA
This is a messenger RNA of Penicillium soppii, 1194 nucleotides long. RefSeq lists its product as uncharacterized. Gene Ontology annotation, molecular function: DNA-binding transcription factor activity, RNA polymerase II-specific; zinc ion binding; sequence-specific DNA binding. The record is from RefSeq and is a predicted model, not a curated record. The transcript has a single exon. Bases 1 to 1194 code for a protein of 397 amino acids. Gene Ontology annotation, biological process: positive regulation of transcription by RNA polymerase II. NCBI's taxonomy places the organism in Eukaryota, Fungi, Ascomycota, Eurotiomycetes, Eurotiales, Aspergillaceae.